AUGUCUACAGAAGAAACCAAUGGCAAAGGCCAUCAACAAGAUGAUGCUGAUGAGCGUACAGCCUUGAUACAAUCAUCAAGUCAAUCCUACUCUACUCAGGAACAACAACAACAGCAACAGCAGCAGGAGGAGCAACAAAUCUUGACAACCGUGGUGGAUGUUGAAGCGGGUGUUGCCACGAAUACGGUAGAACAAGAGGAGCGUCCCAUGGUAUCGGAGGUGUUGAUGACCAAGACCGUAAAGAAAGUGAUUCGCCAACACAGAAGAGCUCAAGUGUACAUUUCGGAGCAAUCAUCAUCAACAUCCAGCAGCAGCAAACGCGUCAGCAAGAAUACUUCUACUACCACCACAACCCCUUCCCCAGUCGCACUUUUGCAACGACGUGGUAGCAACACAAGUAGCAGCAGUAGCAGUAGCAGCGAUAGUAGCAGUUCAUCUAGCAGCGAUGAGGAAGAAAAUCAACGUGUGCCUAUUGGCAAUGGACAUCAACGCGUACGUAAGCGUGAUCAAAUCAAGAACGCCCUCAAAAGUGCCACUCAACAAUGGAAGGAUAAACAUGGCUGGUCAAGUUCAUUGUUUCUUCAACGUCAAGAAGGCAAUAAUCAACAACAACAACAACAUGCUGUGGAUUCAAGUGAGGAACCCUUACCACCUCUUCCAGUUACACCAUUGACGCUACCACCUGUGGAAGUGGACAUUUAUCGUGUCACUGGUGUUGCAUCCGUAUGCACGUUGUUGGCUAUGGCGAAGAAGAAUGAUGAAAAGACACAACGAUUGGCUAUAUCCACAUUGCACCAUAGCAUCAAGGCAACGGCUCAUACGCGACCCAUGAUUUUACGUGAAGUGCUUAUUAGACCUCAUCUCAAAGGGCUUUGUGCAUUGGAGUGGGCGGUCGAGAACGAAUGUCACUUGUUUUUGGCUGAUCGUCUUGUUCAAUCGGUGAUGCAUGAUGCAUGGUGGCUGUAUGGUGCUGCAGAUGACUGGAAUAAGCAAAAACCGGACCAACAUCCGUAUGCUGUAUGGAGUCCAUACCAAUGGAUGCCUGAUUAUUUCGCAAGGUGGGCAUCACCACGUUACCAAGCACUUGCAGGAUUGGCAUGUGGUAUCGUUUAUUUGGCUUUGCAUCUUGCUACUGUUGCCAACGUUGAUUAUCAAGGCACCAACCACGUGCAUCCAUUUGAAUACGCGUACUAUGUCUUUGUUUCCUCGGACGCUUUACUCUUUUUUACUUGCACCCUUGUUCAUCCUUUGAUAGCGGCGCGUAGGCCAUCCAGCUAUGUCACGUUGACCACUGUGGGCUUAUUGGUAUCCUCAUUUGUGAUACGCUUUGUGGGUCUCUUUGCUAUCCAUAACCUCGAACGACAAGCACACCUUUUGUAUUGGUCAUACACACUACUUGCAUGGGCAACACCACUCAUGUUCUUCCGCGUGGUACUUUGGCAUGACAAUCUUUGCUGGAAUGUAUACAAGGCACGCUUCCUUGUGGGACGAUGUGUUGUCGAGGCUUUAUGGGCUAUUGGUCUCGGUGUUAUGGCACUUGUUGCUUUCUGGCUUGGAUUAGCUGCUUUGCAACGUGAUGAUACGAGCGUAUGGGCGAUGCUCAGAUACCUUGCAUUGGGUGCAUUGCAUGCUCCUGCCAUUGCCGAAACCCUCUACUUCCAACCUGUUGCUGCCGGUAUCAUGCUCUUUGUGUAUCUUGUUGUGAUGAUCCUUCUUGUGGGUUCAUUGAUUGUAGCCUCCGUGCUUACAACUCUCAUUGCUACUUAUCCACAUCUCGAUAUUGAGCACAACAAAUUCCUUGCACGACGUGCAUCCUGUCGCCCCAGCUAUGGUGUGUUUAUUCCCAACUUUGCUAUUGGACUUGUUAUUGGUGCGGUGCGUCUUUUGUUUACCAAAGUAUUCAAAAUGGAUCCCAACUCCUCGAGUUGUGUUCUCUGGCUCGAUCGCAUUCAUCAAGUUUUGUGGUUCAUUGUCUUUUUACCCGUCAUUGUGCUUGUAGCACUGAUUGAGGGCAUUGUAUUCUUAUAUCACAAGAUCAGAUACUCUUUGUCGUCAGGUUACCAUCAAAUCAAAUGA
This is a messenger RNA of Lichtheimia ornata, 2076 nucleotides long. RefSeq lists its product as uncharacterized. The transcript is spliced from 2 exons. Lineage: Eukaryota; Fungi; Mucoromycota; Mucoromycetes; Mucorales; Lichtheimiaceae. The record is from RefSeq and is a predicted model, not a curated record. Bases 1 to 2076 code for a protein of 691 amino acids.